Messenger RNA from Tetrahymena thermophila SB210, 1656 nucleotides. RefSeq lists its product as hypothetical. NCBI's taxonomy places the organism in Eukaryota, Ciliophora, Oligohymenophorea, Hymenostomatida, Tetrahymenidae. The record is from RefSeq and is a predicted model, not a curated record. The transcript has 2 exons.
AUGUCUUUGACUUAUCAAGUCUCUCAGGCUGAAGCAGAAUAUUAAAACUGUUACUUGCAAGAACAAAUAUCAGACUAAGCUCAAUAACAAAAACCCUACUGUAAUAACUCUAAUUAAGAAAAUUUUAUAUUCUUACCUGAGGAUUCAUUCUUUCAAUGCUGCUAACCUAACAUUUAAAACAAUUAAAUUAAUGAAAGCAUGAAUUAUGAUAACUCUUGUGUACUGAACUUGAAUAAUCAAAGAGAUCCAUCUUAUAUUUCCUUUUAACAGAAUUUUCCUUACAAUUAAAAUAACUGCGAAAAUGAAUUAAAUAAUUAUAUUGGAGCUUGUUUUGAGCCAAAUAGUUAUUGCAAAAAUUAAUACUAUGCUUCUUAUUAAGAAAAUGCAGAAAAUUUUAUCUCUAUACAAUAAUACAAUUUUCCUUUUGGCGCUUAAGAAAGUGAAAAUGAAUACAAUAACUAACUAAAUUAAUUAAAUUAAUGUGAUUAAAAACUUUUAAGUGAUGAAUAAAGGUAAGCUACUAUCACCAUGCCAAUAUAAUCUAAUGAAUAGGUUAAAGAAUCCAGUGGGAAUAUGGAAAAUCAUCAACCAAAAUAAAAUACCAUAGAAGAGUUGAUAUAAAGCUCGAGUAGAUGUGCUUAAGCUAAGCAGCAAAGGAAACAAAAAAAAUUAGAAAAGUUAAAGAAAAUUUAAUAACAAAUCUCUAAUCUCCCAAAAAGAGACCUUAGAAGUCAUUUUAAAUAAUUAGAAUAAAUAGAUUUAAAGGAAAAAAAUUUUUUAAAUGAGCAUCAUAAACAAAUCAAUGAAGGAUUAUAAUAAAGUAAUUUUGAAUAUCAUUAAAAUAAAGAAUAAAAUAAGGCAACAAAGACCUCAUUUUAAAAUUGCUAACAGCAAUAAUAAUAACAAGAACAACUUUAACCUUUUAACUAAAUAAAUUUGCUUGAUGAAUAAAAUGCUUUGUAGAAUGAAUUGUCUUUUUGUAAUUAAUAGCUAGAAAACUAGAUUGAAGAUAAUUAGUUGAAUGCUGAUAAUGACUAAUAUUUAAAUUCUUCUACGCAGCAAGCGUAAACAGAUUUAGAUGGAUCAAACAAAGAUUAAUUUGAGUCUAAUUUUAUGAAUUUUGAAGCUGAAUUGGCUAAAAACGAUUUAAAUUAUAAAGUAAAUAAAAAGAAUGUUGUGAAAAAUAUAAUGUCUUCCUUUUAAAGAUUUAUAUAUAGUGCCUUUGCAGAUAUUACUUCAAACUAAAAUAAAAUAAAAAAAGAAUAUUUGUUUCAAAAAACAAAAUUUCAUGUCUAUUUUAAUUAGCAGUAAGAGGACUAAGUGAUUUAAUUAACAGAGAAAAUACAAAACGAAGUGAUAUAAAUAUAUAAUAAUGAUUUCAAUAACCUGCCUAAAAAUGAAAAUAAGGAAGAAUUUAUUCAUAAAUUUAAAAGGUAUUUUACCAACAGGUAGUUCAACAAUUGUACUAUCAAGCAUCUCAUCAAACACAAAUCAUUCAGCAAAAUUUUUUAAUAUUAUCUACAGUUCUUCUUCAGAAACUGGCUUAUCAAUGUAAAUAUAUAAAACAUUGAGUCUCAUAUAUUGAUUUCAGACUUGUUUUUAAAAUCUUUUCAUGAUAAAUAACUACUAAUCAACCUAACUAAUCGCUAAAAAUGA